GGAUUACCACAAGGAUAACUCACAGAAACUCACCAAAACAAACCCAAUUCGAAAAUGCGUUCCACAUCAGCUCAGCUAGUGUUCGGCUGCGUCGCCGCUCUGCUGGCCCUGGCCGAGGCACGUCCUCAGUACGGCUACGAGCAGCCGCAGACUAGCGAUCUCUUUGUGGGCGGCAUUGGCCUGUCGGGCCUCCCGAACCCCGGGGGACAACUGGUGCUGCCUAGCCCGGUGGGCCAGCUGCAGCAGGUACAUCGAGGCGGCGACAAGUACCUGCCGCCAGCUAGCACCACGCCGGCGCCCAUCAUCAACAAGAAGUUCUAUCUGGUGUCGGCGCCCGAGGAGCGCGGCAACGAGAACAAGGUGAAGCAUCUGGUGCUCGGCAGGCCGCAGAAGAACUAUCGCGUGGUGUUCAUCAAGGCGCCAGCUGGCGACAAUGCCAACGUUAAGUACUCGGCCGAGUUCGCGCCGCAGGAGGAGAAGACCGUCAUCUAUGUGCUGAGCAAGAAGGGCAACGACUUGGAUGCCAACGAUAUUGCGACACCUGCGCCGACGCAGCCCAGCAAGCCGGAGGUGUUCUUCAUCAAGUACAAGACCGACGACGAGGCCAACCAAGCCCAGAAGGAGAUCCAGGGACAGUACGACAAGCUGGGCGGUACCAACGAGUUCCAGGAGGACAACAACGCCCCGAUCACCUCCGUCAUCGGCAGCCUCGACAGCCUCAAUCCCGAUGGCAGCUACAACUACCGCCAGAUCAAUCGCCCCAGCACUAAUCCCACUUCCCAGUAUCUGCCCAGUGCCCUGAAGCGAUAAGCCCCCGCACUCCGCACCACCACGCCACGCCCUCUAUCCCCAAACCCAAUCCCCGCCCACGCACGCACACAAACUUCAGUCCUUCUAAUAGCUUGUUAUGUGUUGUUUAGUUUUAAGCACAUUGUUUCCCUCGACCACAUAUAUUUUUUUUUUGUUUUUUGUUUUUGUUAUUGUUUUAAAAAAUAAAUAAAUAAAUUGUAUAUAUAAAGAAGUACGCAACGUUUUUUCAAGAGACACUUCUUUGGGGUAAGGUCGCGUAGUUUCCGCGCUAUAAAAUGCCAUUUAAAAAAUUAAUAAAAAUGCCAUAAAUAAAUUGAAAUGUUGCUCAAAUCAUGCCAAGCGGCUAAUAAAGGUCCGAAGCGGCCAAAAAGCAAAAUGCUCAAAUGCAAAUCAACAAUUCAACGUCCAAAAAACAAUUCGACAGCCAACAAAGCGGCCCGGCGCCCAAAAUACCUCAAUAUUAGCUUAAAUGAAGUGAGAAAUCAAAAUAAGCACAUCAAAGUUAAUUAUAAUUGAAUCAAACAGCGCAUCUUUUACUUCGAGCGAUCGUUAAACUGACGCCCCAUGACAAAAUAUGACGUCGAUCUUAAUGCUGCGACGCAGGCCAAAUGCAUAAAUAUGCAUGAGCUCAACCAGAGAGAGAGAGGGAGAGAU
This is a messenger RNA of Drosophila mojavensis, 1464 nucleotides long. RefSeq lists its product as uncharacterized. NCBI's taxonomy places the organism in Eukaryota, Metazoa, Arthropoda, Insecta, Diptera, Drosophilidae. Bases 55 to 810 code for a protein of 251 amino acids. The record is from RefSeq and is a predicted model, not a curated record. The transcript has a single exon.